AUGAGCUACUACGGCAGCUACUACGGAGGCCUGGGCUACGGCCUGGGAGGCUUCGGUGGUCUGGGAUACGGCUGUGGCCAUGGCAGCUUCAACAGACUGGGCUAUGGCUGUGGCUCCAGAGGCUACGGACACGGCCCCUUCUUCGGAGGCUACAGAUACGGCCCCUUCUUCGGAGGCUACGGACAUGGCUGCUUCCGCCCAUCUUGCUCCAAAGGCUUUGGAUUCUCUGGCUUCUACUGA
Messenger RNA from Echinops telfairi (small Madagascar hedgehog), 240 nucleotides. RefSeq names its product keratin-associated protein 19-6-like. The record is from RefSeq and is a predicted model, not a curated record. The transcript has a single exon. The coding region runs from base 1 to 240 and encodes 79 amino acids. Lineage: Eukaryota; Metazoa; Chordata; Mammalia; Afrosoricida; Tenrecidae.